Molecule: messenger RNA, 816 nt
Organism: Seminavis robusta
Lineage: Eukaryota; Bacillariophyta; Bacillariophyceae; Naviculales; Naviculaceae
Source: the annotation of a GenBank genome assembly
AUGAUCAAGACAGCCACUACCAGUUACGCCGCCCCCGAUGCCUUCUUGGGAGGAUGUGGAUCCCAAACUACUAAAGCCCCUCGAACCAAGUUGCGUGCCAGUUGGGUACAUGCCAAGGAGGGAGAACUUUCCCUCGAGUCCUUGGCCCUCAAGCCUGCCAAGAAGCCCGUGGACUUUAUGGGAGGAUCCUGCAGCAAGGGCCUCGAUGCCUACAGCAAGCCCAUGGAGGAUAGCACAGAAAAGACUGCAAACUCUUCCGUCAGUGGUGCUUUGGACUUGAGCGGCACCGAAUUUUUCAAUCAUUCCUUCACUGCCGACGAGGAAGACGCCGAGCCUGUGGUCCGUCGCAAGUCCUGGAACAAGAAGAAGAAGCAAGACACGGAAGCGGAGGAGAAGCCCAAGAGCAUGGCAUAUGCUUUGGAUGAUUACCUCCCAGGCUCGGAGCCCGCACCCAUCAAGCGCUGGACGCCACCCAAGAAGGAAGAGGCCGAGGAAAAACCAAAGCGCAUUAGCCUCUACCCAGAGCAAGGAUACCUGCCUGGCUCGGAGCCCGCACCCAUCAAACGCUGGACUCCACCCAAGAACAUGUAUGCUGAUGAUGAUGAGCCAGCACCCAAGCGCAACAGCCUGUACCAUGAGGACGGUUUCAUUGGAGGAUGCGAGCCCAAGGCCGUCAAGAAGUGGACCCCACUUCCCAAGGACGAUGACACUGAGCCUAAGCGCACCAGCAAGAGCUCCUCCUGGGAUCAGCCAACUGCUUUCUUGGGAGGCUGCGAGCCAGCUCCCGUUCGCAGGUGGUCCAGGCCCGGCAACUAA